AUGCCUGCUGUCGGUGACCAGCACCGUGUAGGACCGGGUACUGUGAUAUCAACCAUGGCUGGUACCGUCUCUGCGAAUCCUUUCGAGGAACCACCCCGUCGAAUUAGCGAAUAUACUGCUCAGGAAAUUGCCACUCUUCAAUCUCGCCUUGAUAAGCAGCUGGGACCAGAGUACAUCUCCUCAAGAGCCGGCCCCUCUGGGCAGAAGGUGCACUACCUAGCGGCAGAGAAAUGUAUAAACCUUGCGAACGAGGUCUUUGGAUUCAAUGGCUGGUCCAGUUCGAUCCAAAGUAUACAGAUCGACUUUGUUGAUGAGAGUCCAAGCACGGGUAAGAUAAGUCUGGGGUUAUCCGUGAUUGUGAGAGUCACAUUGAAGGAUGGCACAUAUCAUGAGGAUAUCGGCUAUGGCCAUAUUGAGAAUUGCAAAGGCAAAGCGGCAGCUUUUGAGAAAGCAAAGAAGGAGGGAACAACAGAUGCUCUUAAACGAGCUCUGAGGACAUUUGGCAAUGUUCUGGGCAACUGCAUCUACGACAAAGAGUAUCUUGCCAGAGUCACUAGAGUCAAAGUGGCUCCUACCAAGUGGGAUGUGGAUAACCUUCAUCGUCACCCUGAUUACGCCCCGGUCAAAAAGGAGCCUGUCGAAGACAAGAAGGUCUCUGAAGAUAAUGAUCUUCCUCCCCGUCCAACUGAAGCUUCCACGAACAACGCGAAUCCUUCUUCUCCCGCAUUCGACGGAGACGGCGAAUUUGGCAGUGAUCUUUUCGACGAGGCAGACUUCGCGGUGUGCAACCCUGAUGAGGUGGUUUUAGACCCAGAACCUCCACAACAGCAGCAGCAGCAGCAGCAACAGCAGUCGCAUCCACAAGCUCAGGUGCCCCAGCAAGGGCCUCAAGGGAACAACUCACGACCCGCUCGACCUCCUCCUGAGAUGGUUACUCCCUCAAAACCAGAAAGGUCUUGGAAUGCCGGCCCUACUCCUGCUGCACGACAGCCAGCACAGACGCCGCAGAACAAGACAGCUUCAGGAGCUCAACAUAAUAUGUCUAUGAACCGUCCUCAGGGCAUGAUGCAAAGGCAGCCGACCCCUGGUCCGCGACCACAGCAACCAGAGCGCAACUCAGCGGCUGCCCCUCAGGCUUAUUCAAGAUCUAGCCAAGAAAUGUCAUCAAAUGCUCAAGGCGGUUCAGGAAUCAAAUCAGAGGCGUCUGCUAGCUCCGCGGACUCUAAGCCUCAGCAAGCCAAUAAUAAUAAUCAGGGACAAUCUUCGGGAAGCGAUUCGGAGAACAGGGUCCAGCCGGAUCCAGCAGCUGGCUUUUUCUCUGCAAAAGCAGUUGACAUACUACGAGAAAACCCUCAGGCACCUCCAUCAAUGGCACCGAAGUUUAACCCGCAUGCCGAGAGUCCUUCAAUCCGCAAAACAGCAGGUAUCGACCAUAGCAAGAGCCUUCCUAUUUCUAAACCGAUGCUUGCAGGAGUUUCUCCUUCCCAAAAUAGUACACGGGAUUUUAUAAAUCCUUCUGCAGAUAUGCAUCGCAGAAUAGGCGCUCCUGGCGGUAGUGGAAUCGCCAGCCCAGUGGGCAGGCCGCAGAGCACAUCCUCUUAUCGCCCAUUAACCCGACCGAACAUUGACCCAAGAAAUGCUGGAAGCAAUACUGGGUUUAAUCGAGAAAACCCUGCACAGCAGAAUGCAAGCCUGAAGAGACCGCCGCUCAACGACGUGACAAAUUCUUCCCUCUCAUCGGGCACGUCUGGGCCCGGUGAUCCCAAAAGACCCAAAGUCAACGCCGAAGAACAGACUGCGCCACAGCAACAAAAGUGUUGA
Molecule: messenger RNA, 1821 nt
Organism: Rasamsonia emersonii CBS 393.64
Lineage: Eukaryota; Fungi; Ascomycota; Eurotiomycetes; Eurotiales; Trichocomaceae
Product: RAD52 DNA repair protein RADC
Exons: 6
Coding region: 1-1821 (606 amino acids)
Biological process (GO): mitotic recombination; DNA recombinase assembly; double-strand break repair via single-strand annealing
Cellular component (GO): nucleus
Source: RefSeq, a predicted model, not a curated record